AUGCGUGAUGGCGAAAGGUCAAGACCCAAGUUAGGAAAAUCGAUUAUUCGGUCCAGAUUUGGGAAAAAUGUAAACAAAUCCGGGGAAUCAUUUUUGCACACCAGUGAAUUAUCUGAUGGAUAUGACUGGGGACGGCUCAACUUGCAAUCAGUGACUGAACAGAGUAACCUGGACGAUUUUCUGGCUACCGCAGAGUUGGCAGGAACAGAGUUUACUGCUGAGAAACUGAAUGUAACUUUUGUGGACCCCGCAAGAAAUAGUGGUAUCUUGUCUAAAGACGAGCUCCAGCAGGUUAAGGAUGCUCAGGACAGGCAUAGACAGCUUUUACGAAUUCCCCGCAGACCUGCAUGGGAUGUGACAACAACAGCAGAAGAGCUGGAUGCCAGGGAGAGGCAUACAUUUCUCACAUGGAGAAGGGGUUUAGCUGAACUGCAGGAAGUAGAGAAUAUUCACCUAACACCCUAUGAGAAAAAUCUUGAUUUCUGGAGGCAGUUGUGGAGAGUUAUUGAAAGAAGUGAUGUUGUUGUACAGAUCGUAGACGCGCGCAAUCCCUUACUGUUUCGGUGUGCGGACCUGGAGACAUAUGUACAGGAAGUGGACCCAAACAAAGUCAAUCUGAUUUUGAUAAACAAGGCCGAUUAUUUGACAGAAAAGCAGAGGGAAGCUUGGUCAGAAUACUUCAGGAAAGAAGGUGUGAUGGUGGCAUUUUGGUCAGCUUUGGAGGAAACCAAUAAACAGGGUGUUACUGUGGAUAAGACAGAGGAAGACAAUGUUGUUGUAACUGAUGAGGAGGACGGGGCAAGUGAGGAAGAGUCGGAUGAGGAUUCCAGAGAAACUAAUCUUGAAAGGGGGGAUAACUCCGUUGCCGCAUUUGCGAGGGGAGACAACUCAGACCUAACAGAAGCACACUUGUCAGAUUGUAAUACCUCUGCAUUCAGCUCAGAAGUAGCCAUGGAUACUACAAACUGUGAUAAAAAUGAUGAUCUAAGGUCUGAUGGUAUGGAUGUGAAGAACAGUGACAAAGGUGAAGUUAUGUGUGCAAAUACUAGUGAAGUUGAUGAAACAGAGAGGACUUGUCAGGUUGAAAACAAAGUUUGUUCAGCAACAAGUAGCAUUUCCUCAAAAAUACCCAUGCACAGUAGUCGAGUGCUAUCAGGAGAAGAACUGCUGGAAUUGUUUCAUUCUUUACACACAAACAGAGUUGGGGACAAACCUCACACUACAGUGGGAAUGGUGGGCUAUCCAAAUGUGGGUAAAAGCUCAACAAUCAAUGCCAUCUUAAAGAUAAAAAAAGUUCCUGUGUCAGCUACUCCUGGAAGAACCAAACAUUUCCAGACACUGAUUGUGGAUGAAGAUCUGAUGUUGUGUGACUGUCCAGGCCUGGUGUUCCCAUCAUUUGUCACGACCAAAGCUGACCUGGUAGUGAACGGGAUCCUGCCUAUUGACCAGAUGAGGAACCACGUACCUCCUGUAUCUGUUGUAUGCCAGCGUAUCCCACGGGAAGUUUUGGAGAACACCUAUGGUAUCAACAUCCCCAAGCCUGGAGAGGGUGAGGAUGAAACUCGACCUCCCACAGCGCCGGAACUUCUCAAUGCUCAUGGAUAUAUGAGAGGAUAUAUGACAUCUAAAGGCGUCCCUGAUAAUCCCAGAUCAGCGCGUUACAUUCUCAAAGAUUAUGUGAAUGGAAAGCUGCUGUACUGCCACCCUCCCCCAGGGGUUGACCAGCUAGAGUUUCAGUGUCAAGAUACCCUUGACCACAGAAGGCAUCAGCACAGUGAUCAGCCCACUGACCAGAAAGACGAGCUAGAGGUUCCCAUGGUUGUGGAAAGCAGCAUUGAUAAAGAAUUUUUUAAGAAGCAAGACACAAGAAUCCACUCCAAAGGUGUGCACGGUGUUUCUGGGUUUGUUCGCACCAGCACGUCAGGUCGGCAUAUUCCAUCUGAGACCGGUGCGGCAACUGUUGGAAGCAGCCUCAAUUUGACGGGCAAGCCCUGGAAAAAGCACAACAAUCGUAAUAAGAAGGAGAAAUCCAGACGUGUCCAUGGGUAUUUGGACUGAUGACUUGACCGGUCGACCUUAAUACAGUACUAUAAUGUAUAAUAUAGUAUAUUGUGAGAACAAUGGUGUACCAAUUUGCAAAGGCUGCAGUUGGUUCUUGAAUAAACAUAAUAAACAUGUCCUAUCACAUUGAAUAGUUUGAGCAGUCCAUUUCUUUCCAUUCUUUGUUGUUGACGCAACUUAUUUAUUUUUAUGCCUACUGCAAUGCAGUUGGGUUUGGAGACAUUGUAAUCACCCUGUUGAUGUAGCCUGCGUAUUUGAUGGUGUGAAAA
Molecule: messenger RNA, 2330 nt
Organism: Liolophura sinensis
Lineage: Eukaryota; Metazoa; Mollusca; Polyplacophora; Chitonida; Chitonidae
Product: large subunit GTPase 1 homolog
Exons: 16
Coding region: 1-2058 (685 amino acids)
Biological process (GO): ribosomal subunit export from nucleus
Cellular component (GO): cytosol
Molecular function (GO): GTPase activity; GTP binding
Source: RefSeq, a predicted model, not a curated record